CUGUUCAAUGAAUACCACAGACCGUUGACGAUAGCCCUUAUAGUUGAAUACCAAAACAACUAUAAUUAAUUUGAUAUAAUGAGAAAAUCAUUGGUAGUAUUAAUCAUGAUAUUAGAACCAUUAUGUUAUGGUGCAAAUACCUAUGAUUGGUUUCCGACCUUUCACCUCGCCCCACCAAAGGGUUGGAUGAGUGACCCCAACGGGCUUCAAUAUUUUAAUGGAUAUUACCACUUUUAUUUCCAGCAUAAUCCCAAUAGUCCCGUGUGGGGUUCGAUGCACUGGGGUCACUCUAAAAGCACCAACAUGUUAAAAUGGGAACAUCUACCUUUUGCGCUUGAACCAUCCCUACCAGAGGACAUUGAUGGAAUUUUCUCAGGAUCUGCAGUGAUAAAUGAUGGAAAUUUGACAGUAAUGUACACAGGGGCUAGUGGAAAUUUAACUCAUCAAACCCAAUGUCUAGCCCGUAGUUCUGACGGAUUAAUUUUCGAAAAGCUUGGAGUUGUUUUAAAACAAGACGGCAACGAUUCAAAUUUUAGAGACCCGAGAGUUUGGCGACAGGGCAAUUCCUGGUUUGUGGUUAUUGGUUCUAUAACAGAAAAUAAUAGAGGAGAAGUCCUUUUAUAUCAGUCGGAUGAUCUGAUAUCGUGGGAAUAUCACGGUGUCUUAGCGGACGCAAACGAAACACUGGGUUACAUGUGGGAAUGUCCUGAUUUCUUUGCUUUGGGAGAUAAACAAAUUUUAUUAAUAAAUCCACAAGGCAUGGAGCAAAACGGAUAUGAUUUCCAGAACUUACAUCAGACAGGAUAUUUUGUUGGAACAUGGCAACCUCGAGAAGAAUACAUUAUUGAAAAAGGUUUUCGAGAAAUAGAUCACGGUCAUGAUUUUUACGCUUCACAAACUUUUUUAGCCCCAGAUGGUCGUCGAAUUUUAGUAAGCUGGAUGGGUAUGUGGGAGUCUCCAUUUCCCGAACAAGGAGACGGAUGGGCUGGAAUGCUUACCUUACCUCGUGAACUUACCCUAUCAGAAGAUGGAACUAUAAAAAUUAAACCUAUAAAAGAAGUUAAAGAUUACCGAACUGAGGAUGUGAGUUACGAAAACUCAGUAAAUCUAAACGACAACUCCAUCUAUGUUUUAAAAGAACAAGUUUCUUCAAACGAAAUUAUCAUAGAACUGGAUCCAGUUAAAAGUAAUGCGUCUACUUAUGGGGUCAGGCUUGGCGAUGAGGGUCAAGGAGUGUCUGUAUACGUCGAUGCAACAAAGGAACGUUUGUUUUUAGAAAGAAGUUAUCCACAAUUUAAUAUCAGCAGAAGCGAUAGGAGUGUUGCAGUUGAUUUGUCAAUUCCAAUUUAUUUAGAUAUAUUUAUAGAUAAUUCUUCUAUUGAGGUGUUCGUAAACGAUGGACAAUCUGUAUUGACUAGCAGAAUCUACCCAACAGAAUUGCAAAGAACUCUAGUUGUGUUUCACUCCGAAGGAUGUGUCACAUUGAACAAAUAUAGUAUAUGGAAUAUCUGAAAUUAAUUGACAAUCUAUUUUUUUUAAAUAUACAAAUUGUUAAUAAUAAAUUUUAAAUUAACAUACUAAUAGGUUGUAUUGUAUUGUAUAUUCCAAAAUUUUUGCUUUCCGUUGCAUUAUAAAAUG
This is a messenger RNA of Sitophilus oryzae (rice weevil), 1638 nucleotides long. RefSeq names its product sucrose-6-phosphate hydrolase-like. Gene Ontology annotation, cellular component: cytoplasm. The transcript has 2 exons. Gene Ontology annotation, molecular function: beta-fructofuranosidase activity. Gene Ontology annotation, biological process: carbohydrate metabolic process. NCBI's taxonomy places the organism in Eukaryota, Metazoa, Arthropoda, Insecta, Coleoptera, Curculionidae. The coding region runs from base 79 to 1512 and encodes 477 amino acids. The record is from RefSeq and is a predicted model, not a curated record.